UCACCUACGUCCGAACAAUCCGUACUUGCUUGCUUACAUCCUGCUCCUCUAUGCAAAACAUUACAAAGUAGAUCAAUCUGUGAUUCUCGGUAAACGCAUGUCAAGUUAUUUAAGACCUUUCUCGAUUAUUAUUAACCCUGGAUGAACUGUUUCGCGGCGUAAUUUCGCCAGUGUGAACCCUCGAUCAGUGAUUAGUGCAGUUAAAAGUGCGGUUUGUUGACCAACAAACAUCCAAAAUGACCGUGAAAGAAAAUAAUUUAUCCGUAACUAGCAGGCGGUCGCCAUCUUUCUCGCCAGUUUUUCUCUUGUAAUUAUUAAAGAUUCAGUACGGGAUAAUGAUGGUUUUUGUCGAUUGAAGAUUUGUGCCCUCAAAGUGCCGCUAAUUGGACAUUUUCGUUUGAGGAUUGUUCACCCGACAAACUUCAGAUUCGAAUGGAGCGCCAACGGAAGUGGAGGCAUGGCAGAUAACCGGUGUUUCUCUGGAGGCGGCGCUGGAGUGAAGAUGGAGCAUUUCCAGGCGGCGCUCGACCCCCGGAAACAGGAGCUCCUGGAGGCGCGCUUCCUUGGCGCUAGGAUGUCAGCUGGAUCUCAGAUACAGAUGGCACCGCAGUCUACGAUCAACACAACCCAUCAACCCGUACAUAGCCAAGACUCCAAUAUGAGUACAGUUUUUCUUAAAGGUUCGUCUCAUAGCGAUAAAGAGGUGGACCCCAAUACUCCGGAGAAGGUGCCGAGAACUCCUUCCGAAAGGAAGAGGAAAAGAAAAGCCGACGACAGUGGCGGUGCGCCCGUAAAAGGCGUGCGAAACGCUACCUCGGAUAAAAAAAUUAAUGAUUACUUUAAACAUUCUGGAAAUAGUCCUAUUAGACACGGAGGGGCGAAAAGUCCGUCGCCUCAACAAACUCCUUACCCAAUGUUUCCUCCAUCACCUCAACAGGUGGGUCUGCCAUCCCCCCAAGUCACUACGGUUCCUUAUGAUUUUUAUAAACAACCGCCUCGGUUGCCCCUGCCUGUUAUGGUUAACAAACAAGUACAGACUGAAUUAACGUGUCAGAGGAUACAAGAGUUCGAGACGCAAGCGUCAUCGGAUCUCGAAGUUCGAAAUAACAAAAUUGAAGAACUGAAUCGGCAAAAUGAAGAAUAUCGACACCAAAUAUCAACCCAACAAAAAGCGACGGACCAACAUAAACAGCAAAUAAAUAAAUGCAUCGAGGUAGUAAAGAAACUGCUCAAAGAAAAAAGUUCGAUAGAGAAGAAAGAAGCACGACAAAAAUGUAUGCAGAAUAGGCUAAGGCUGGGACAAUUUGUAACUCAAAGGGUAGGGGCGACGUUUCAAGAAAACUGGACUGAUGGACACGCGUUUCAGGAGUUAGCGAGCAGGCGGCAGGAAGAAAUAACGGCGGAACGGGAAGAAAUCGACAGACAAAAAAAGUUAUUGUUGAAGAAGAGGCCUUCAAACAAUGAAAGUAGUAGGAAAAGAAAUAAUUCGAACGCUAUGCAUAACGGGACGGAUUCGGGUUUUUUGAAGCCAGAUGCUGUUCCCGGUUCUUUGACACUGCAAGAGUAUUACGAAGCUGACGAAAUCUUGAAAUUAAGACAAAACGCCUUGAAAAAGGAAGAUUCGGAUCUUCAAUUAGAGAUGGAGAAGCUCGAACGGGAACGUAAUCUUCACAUAAGGGAAUUGAAACGUAUUCACAACGAGGAUCAGUCUAGGUUUAAUAACCAUCCAGUGCUCAAUGAUAGAUAUUUGUUGUUAAUGUUGUUGGGCAAGGGUGGGUUUAGUGAAGUGCAUAAGGCUUUUGACCUUAAAGAACAGAGAUAUGUGGCCUGUAAAGUUCACCAACUCAAUAAAGACUGGAAAGAAGAUAAAAAAGCCAACUAUAUCAAGCACGCGUUAAGGGAGUACAAUAUCCAUAAGGCUUUAGAUCAUCCUCGUGUAGUAAAAUUAUAUGAUGUUUUUGAAAUAGAUGCAAAUUCCUUCUGUACAGUUCUAGAAUAUUGUGAUGGUCAUGAUCUUGAUUUUUAUUUAAAGCAGCAUAAGACAAUACCGGAGAGAGAAGCGAGAUCUAUAAUAAUGCAGGUUGUGUCAGCUUUAAAGUACCUGAAUGAGAUUAAGCCACCCGUGAUUCAUUACGAUCUCAAACCUGGCAAUAUUUUGCUCACGGAAGGUAAUGUCUGUGGCGAAAUCAAGAUUACCGAUUUCGGUUUGAGUAAAGUAAUGGAUGAGGAAAACUACAACCCUGACCACGGUAUGGACCUCACAUCGCAAGGAGCUGGUACCUAUUGGUAUCUUCCUCCUGAAUGUUUUGUAGUUGGGAAGAAUCCUCCGAAAAUUUCUUCGAAAGUGGAUGUAUGGAGCGUGGGCGUAAUUUUUUAUCAAUGUCUAUAUGGCAAGAAACCGUUCGGGCACAACCAAUCUCAAGCUACAAUUUUAGAAGAAAAUACGAUUUUAAAGGCGACAGAAGUUCAGUUUGCUAAUAAACCGGCAGUAACAAAUGAAGCUAAGAGUUUUAUUCGAAGCUGUCUGGCGUAUAGAAAGGAGGACCGUAUUGACGUUUUAUCACUAGCCAAACACGAAUAUUUGCAGCCCCCUAUGCCUAAACAUUCGAGAGUAGCAUCAAGUCAGCAGCAGCAGCAACAACAGCAGCAGCAACAGCAACAACAACAGGCGGGCUCGUUUUCGACGGGACUAUUUGGGGCAAUGAACGCCUCCUCUUCAUCUUAGUGCAGUGCUGUGUUUAUUUAAGUUAUUUAAUUCAUAUGUCUAAAAUACUACUCAUAAAAACGUACAUUAGUUAAUAAUUAUUGACGAUUUUAGUGGGACGCUGAAAUCAAGAUUGAACAAGUUGCGUGGUGAAAAUGUUGUUAUUUCGAGUGCGAAUGUUGUAAAAGACGCCCCGUGUGUGCGAUCUAAGGACUCCUUCAACUUCUUUCUCUUGUUGCUUACGCUUCCCUUCAAGGGUUUUUGUUAUAAAGGUUGAAUCGAACUAGAAUCUUAGUGUACUCUAAAGCAACACUGUUAUUUGUAUAACUCGCUCUCUCUGGCUAUUUUCCUCAUAUGUAUGGAUUAAACGCAAUAUUAUACAUAUAUGUGUACAUUUGGUUAAAUAUCUACCUUUAUAAUGAGAACCAAAGUCUCAGUCCAGUACAGCACAGAAAAAGAACAAUAGUCUGUAUGUUUUCUUUCUAAGCUAUAGUCCUAGAACAUUAUUAAGUUAUUUUUUGAAGUGACCUUGCUUUGUACUAUAGUGUGUAUUUGGUUCGCUGCGUCCUGUUUCCUCUUCAUUAAAUAGUGUAUCAUAUACAGAAGGCUCAUGUUUGUAUCCCCACAUAACGUAAAAAUGGUCGCUUAUUAAAUGAAAUUGAAACGUAUUUAAUAAGCUCAUUUUUUCCCAGCAGCUUUUUGAGACAUUUUUGUUAAGACAGGUUCGUUUUACACAUCUAAAAUUUACAUUGUUAGGGCGUAAAUAUUAGUAAUAUAUGAGAUUGAAAUCAAUAACCUCAAUAUGUUAAAUUAUUUAUGCGAUAUACAGUGGACGGCACUAACAAUAUUGUGAUUUUUACAUAAACGACAUUUUUUUCUAUUAUCGACAUGUACGAAUACAUAACUUUAUAUUUGUUAUUUAACCGCAGAUUUAUUGGUUUAUUCGUGGUUAAAAUGUGACGUUUUUUGAAAUCACAUUUGCCAAUUGUUAUCAUUCAUGCAAAGUGAUCUUGAAAAACAGAGGUCUUGAAAUCAAUUUUAUUAGAGGAAAAGAUGGUAGAAUUAUUAGCAGUAUAUAGUGUAUCAAAAUUUAUGAAAGAAUUUAGUUAAUCACCGUUUUUUAACUUGUAAUAAUGGUAGAAUCGGUAAUUGUUGCGGUAUCCGCAACAUUUCUAAAUUGGCAGCUUGAUAUAAUUUCAAAAAACGUCGGUGUUCUGUAAGCAAGUGCCGCACUGUAUAAGUCUAGUUUAUGUAACCCGCUUUCGGGGUGUAUAUAUUUGAAAGCUUAUUUAUAUAGUGGGGUUAUUGUAAAUUUUCCAUGAAAAUGUCUCAAAUAUCCGAUCUGAACAGUUGUUUAAAAAUGUACCAAGUGAUGUGGAAAUGUACGGACCUAGUUUGUACAGUGCACAGUGUACAUUGCAGAUGCUGAAUAAUUUAGGGUUGUGUAGAGGUCAACGUACAUUCUUCGUCAUUAUUGUUUUGUAAAUAUAUUGAAGCUGCAAUAUAAGAAGUGAAUGCCAAACAUGUCCGAUAUAAGUAAAACUCGCAAAUAAUUAAAAUACAUGUUACUUAUUUAUACUGUGCUGUUUGUGUGGGUGGUGCGCCACAGACAUUGUGAUAAGAAAUUAACUAAGAAGUCAUGUCUUAGUAGCAAAAAAAAACCGCAAAAUGUAUCGUUACUUUAUUGUUUAUGUACUUGUAUCUAUACUUUUAUUUUAUACAACGUUCACAGUUUUUUCUUUGGUAUAUCUACCGUUGUAAAUAAGUGUGUAUGAAUACACAGUAAAAGUUUUCAAAACCAA
Tribolium madens (black flour beetle) is the source of this 4506-nucleotide messenger RNA. RefSeq names its product serine/threonine-protein kinase tousled-like 2. Gene Ontology annotation, biological process: peptidyl-serine phosphorylation; chromosome segregation; intracellular signal transduction. Gene Ontology annotation, cellular component: nucleus. The record is from RefSeq and is a predicted model, not a curated record. Gene Ontology annotation, molecular function: protein serine/threonine kinase activity; ATP binding. The transcript has 12 exons. Lineage: Eukaryota; Metazoa; Arthropoda; Insecta; Coleoptera; Tenebrionidae. The coding region runs from base 458 to 2725 and encodes 755 amino acids.